AUGGCGGGCACAUCGUCUACUCACGUGCGGGCGUCGAUGUCCGGACUGCUGGUCUGCUUCUUCGGCAUCUUACUCGCGUACUCCGUCCGGGCGGGGCCGGAGCAGGGGCCGGAUGCUCGGUGCCCGGAGUAUGUCGCACGUCAUGCACCGCUGUUAUGGCUGCACUCGGAUGACCCGUUCAAGCCGAGCGACCUUCUCACCCAUGUCCGCCACACUACGCCGACGGUCGAUAGGAAGCCAAUCGGUGACCUCCCGUCGCUCGAUCUCGACAAUUUGGAGAUUCUGAAUGCGUAUGGGAACAAAGACCAUCUUGCGCUUGUAUCCAACGAUGAUCCAUUGACCUAUCCGAAAUGGCUUUACGGAGAAGCCCCGGACGAGAUCGGUCGCAUCCACAACUCCACGCCGUGUGUCGUAGUUCUGGUCGAGAAGAACGAGCGCGAGCUGGAUGCGUUCUACUUUUAUUUCUACUCAUUCAACGAAGGCCCGAACAUCACUCAAGUGUUGGAGCCUCUCAAUCGCUUAGUCAAAGGCCCGAAGGUAGCUUCAGGAAUGCACUUUGGGGAUCACAUUGGAGACUGGGAGCACAACAUGAUACGCUUUAGAGAUGGUAAGCCGAAAGGUAUUUACUUCAGCCAGCAUGUAGAUGGCGCAGCGUAUGAUUGGGAUGAUUCAAAACUCACAAAAAUUGACGAACGGCCCGUUGUUUACAGUGCGCGUGGAUCGCAUGCCAACUAUGCAUCGUCAGGGCUUCAAGUUCAUAAUGCAGCUUUAGUAGACUACUGUGACGAAGGUCAGAAGUGGGAUCCCGUCCUGUCAGCCUACUUCUACCGUUUUCAUGCCGAUUCCUUCACGAUCACCAGGAUAGAACCGCCCGAGCAGUCGUUCCCGAAGCUUGCCUCGGAUGCAAACUUGACGUCACUCUUCUACUACACCGGCCGCUGGGGUGAUCUACAAUGGCUUGAUUCCGACCCGCGACAGGAGACAGUGCCUCGCUUCGGACUCAAGCGCUUCGAAUCCGGGCCAACUGGACCAAGACAUAAGCACCUCGUGCGAAAGGGACUCAAGCCAGAUCACAGACGGAAGAUGGGAUGGACUGAGUGGGCGGUGGGCAUUUACAUGGCCUGGUACCCAUGCUGCUUGAAAGGCUGGAAGAAGUGGGUUCUGUUCGGAGGCAUCGCUGUGAUUUUGUCCGCCAUCAUUAUUGGAGCUGUGCUUGGUGUCAGAAGAUAUAGAAGAAGGAAGUACCAGAGACUACAGGCGGAGGAUAUACCCUUAGAUGACUGGGUACUAGAGGAAGAUUCUUUACUUUCAUCAUCAGAUGAAGACGAUGAGAUUGGGAAGGCCGGGAAAAACAAGUCGAAGUAG
Messenger RNA from Colletotrichum gloeosporioides, 1365 nucleotides. RefSeq names its product putative vacuolar protein sorting-associated protein TDA6. Bases 1 to 1365 code for a protein of 454 amino acids. The transcript has 5 exons. Lineage: Eukaryota; Fungi; Ascomycota; Sordariomycetes; Glomerellales; Glomerellaceae. The record is from RefSeq and is a predicted model, not a curated record.